AUGGACGCCGCCGCUUCGGGCAACAAGGAGCGGGAGGCCGCGCAGCUGCUGGCCGAGGCCGAGAAGCGGGUCAAGUCCUCGCAUUCCUUCCUCAGGGGGCUCUUCGGAGGAAACACGAGAGUAGGAGAAGCAUGUGAAAUGUAUACUAGAGCUGCAAAUAUGUUCAAGAUUGCCAAAAACUGGAGUGCGGCAGGGAAUGCAUUUUGUCAGGCGGCCAAGCUUCACAUGCAGCUACAGAGUAAACAUGAUUCUGCAACCUGUUUUGUAGAUGCAGGGAAUGCUUACAAAAAGGCUGAUCCACAAGAGGCUAUCAACUGCUUAAAUGCUGCCAUCGAUAUUUACACAGACAUGGGCCGAUUUACUAUUGCUGCCAAGCAUCACAUUACUAUUGCCGAGAUCUAUGAGUCCGAGCUAGUAGACAUUGAAAAGGCCAUUGCCCAUUAUGAACAAGCUGCAGAUUAUUACAAAGGGGAAGAAUCCAACAGUUCCGCUAACAAAUGUUUGCUGAAAGUAGCUGGAUAUGCUGCUCAGUUAGAGCAAUAUCCAAAGGCGAUUGAAAUCUUUGAGCAGGUUGGAACAAGUACUAUGGAUAAUCCAUUGCUCAAGCACAGUGCAAAGGAUUAUUUCUUUAAGGCAGCCCUGUGCCACUUCAUAGUUGAUGAACUGAAUGCCAAGCUUGCUCUUGAGAAAUAUGAAGAAAUGUUCCCAGCAUUCACAGAUUCAAGGGAGUGUAAGCUCUUGAAAAAAUUAUUGGAGGCUCAUGAGGAGCAAAACUGUGAAGCAUACACUGAAGCGGUUAAAGAAUUUGAUUCAAUAUCCCGCUUGGACCAAUGGCUGACAACCAUGUUGCUUCGCAUCAAAAAAUCCAUUCAGGGAGAGAACGACGGGGACCUGAAGUGACCGAUCAGUGCAAUUUGUGGCAUUGUAACUUGUCUUUUGGAGUCCUCUGUGUUGUGGGCAAGGGCCUUUAUGGGAUAAUUGAUCAAUGCUUCUAGCUUGACUGAUUGGUGUCCUGUUGCGUGUCCUGUUGUGGCUCAUUUGGUGUAAUUAUGGACAUGAAUUUGUAUAUUUACAAACCUUACUGUUGGCUUUCAUUCCCAAAUGCUGUUAGGUGCAUCCCUAUACCUCGCACACAUUUCCCCAGAACUAAGCCUCACCAAGUUCAGUGGGGUGCUCUGCAGCAUAUUUGUGCACAGGGUUGCAGCCUGUACAGGCUGACUUCAAAGUGAGUC
This is a messenger RNA of Varanus komodoensis (Komodo dragon), 1232 nucleotides long. RefSeq names its product NSF attachment protein beta (gene NAPB). Gene Ontology annotation, cellular component: terminal bouton; vacuolar membrane; synaptobrevin 2-SNAP-25-syntaxin-1a complex. Gene Ontology annotation, molecular function: syntaxin binding; soluble NSF attachment protein activity. The coding region runs from base 1 to 900 and encodes 299 amino acids. The record is from RefSeq and is a predicted model, not a curated record. The transcript is spliced from 11 exons. Gene Ontology annotation, biological process: regulation of synaptic vesicle priming; intracellular protein transport; synaptic transmission, glutamatergic. NCBI's taxonomy places the organism in Eukaryota, Metazoa, Chordata, Lepidosauria, Squamata, Varanidae.